AUGGCCGAAGCAGAGGGCAUGAUAUGUCCGGUAUGUCUGAGCCAGUUUGGUUCAGUGGGUUCGCUCGAGAGACAUUGGGCAGAGGCACAUUCCACCACACCCACCCAGACGUCCGCGUUUAAAAACUUCUUUAAAACAUUAACGAGAACAGCUGAGGAGGCUUUUGAUGCCACUGAAGACGCUAUACUCGAAGAUAGAGAUAGAGAAAAGCCACAGAAACAAACACUGAUAGAUCUGAAGAGUAUGGAGACCCUUGCAGGCAUUUAA
This is a messenger RNA of Sphaeroforma arctica JP610, 267 nucleotides long. RefSeq lists its product as hypothetical. The record is from RefSeq and is a predicted model, not a curated record. The transcript has 2 exons. NCBI's taxonomy places the organism in Eukaryota, Ichthyosporea, Ichthyophonida. Bases 1 to 267 code for a protein of 88 amino acids.